Molecule: messenger RNA, 2283 nt
Organism: Populus nigra (black poplar)
Lineage: Eukaryota; Viridiplantae; Streptophyta; Magnoliopsida; Malpighiales; Salicaceae
Product: ETHYLENE INSENSITIVE 3-like 3 protein
Exons: 2
Coding region: 64-1836 (590 amino acids)
Cellular component (GO): nucleus
Molecular function (GO): DNA-binding transcription factor activity; DNA binding
Source: RefSeq, a predicted model, not a curated record
GUUUGGUUGGUGUAUUUCUUAGUGGUUCUCUUGGUAAAACAUUGGAGCACUGCCUGAUGUUUGAUGACUGAUUUGUCGUACAGCUCGGACAUUGAAGUUGAUGAUAUAAGGUGUGGGAAUAUCGCAGAGAAAGAUGUCAGUGAUGAAGAAAUUGAAGCAGAAGCUUUGGAGAGACGAAUGUGGAAGGAUCAUGUCAAACUCAAAAGGAUUAAAGAAAAACAGAAGCUUGCAGCGCAACAAGCUGCGGAGAAGCAAAAGCCUAAGCAGACGACUGAUCAGGCUCGGAGGAAGAAAAUGGCGAGAGCCCAAGAUGGGAUUCUUAAGUAUAUGUUGAAGCUAAUGGAAGUUUGCAAAGCACGUGGAUUUGUGUAUGGCAUCAUUCCUGAGAAGGGUAAGCCUGUAAGUGGUGCAUCUGAUAACAUAAGAGCUUGGUGGAAAGAAAAAGUGAAGUUCGAUAAGAAUGGGCCAGCAGCCAUAGCAAAGUAUGAAGCAGAAUGUUUGGCCAUAGGUGAGGCAGAAAACAGUAGAAAUGGGAACUCUCAAAGUGUUCUUCAAGAUCUUCAAGAUGCAACUUUAGGGUCACUUUUGUCUUCUUUGAUGCAACACUGUGACCCCCCUCAAAGGAAAUACCCAUUGGAGAAGGGAGUUCCGCCGCCUUGGUGGCCAACGGGAAAUGAAGAUUGGUGGGUAAAAUUAGGACUAUCGCUAGGUCAGAGCCCUCCUUAUAAGAAACCACAUGAUCUGAAGAAGAUGUGGAAAGUUGGUGUAUUAACUGCUGUAAUAAAGCACAUGACACCUGAUAUUGCAAAAAUUAGAAGGCAUGUCCGUCAAUCAAAAUGCUUACAGGAUAAAAUGACCGCAAAGGAGAGUGCAAUCUGGCUAGGGGUGUUGAGUCGAGAGGAAUCUCUUAUUCAGCAACCUAGCAUUGACAAUGGAACAUCUGGUGUAACUGAAUCUCCUCAAGGUGGACGUGGCCAAAAGAAGAAACCUGCCAUUAGCAGUGACAGUGAUUAUGAUGUCGAUGGUGUUGAUGAUGGUGUGGGUUCUGUUUCAUCUAAAGAUAAUAGGAGAAAUCAACCAAUGGAUGUGGAACCAUUAAGCAGUAGAAAUGAUAUUACCAUUCCUGUCCAAGACAAGGAGCUAGGGGAAAAGCGACGAAGGAGAAAAAGGUCCCGUGAGAAGUCAAGUCAUGCUGAUCAACAGUCCCAACCACCUGUUGAUGAAUGUUUGGGCGUUGAGCAGACAAAUACUUUGCCUGAUAUAAACCACACUGAUUUACAGCCAGUUGAAUAUCAGAUGCACAAUACUCAGCAUGAGAAUUUUACCUCUUCAGCUUUAAUGCCUAUGGAGAAAGGUCUUGUGGGUGAAUCCAGUCUACCCCAAUCUGACUUUAACUACUAUGCUGGUGUUCCCUCAACCAAUGUCAAUUCUACGGAGAGAAUUUUUGUGGACAGAGGGGCUGCCAUCUAUCCAUUGGGCCAAAAUUCAGAGCUGCACCAUGAGACUACUUAUAGUAAUAUCUAUAAUCCAUCACUUGAUUACGGGACCAAUCAUGAUGGAAAGCAUUCUCAGAUGGCAAUGAACGUGAGGCCAGAGGAUGACAGAUUCCUUAUACCAGCUUUGCAUGGAAAUGGAAAUGACUUGACCGGAGGAGAACCACAUCAUUUUGCCAAAGAUACUUUACCCCCUGAGCAAGAUACAGCUGUUGAUAGGCAUUUUGAAUUUGACUUGCCUGAUUUUGCAAUUAACAGCCCAUUCCUUGAAAUGAGUUCGUUUUCUUUAGAUAACCUAUUUGUUGAUCCUGAAGAUGAUUUGAUCCAAUGCUUUGGUGCAUAAUUUCGGAAAGCGGAUCCUUUUAUACUGGACAGCUUGAAGGCCCAAAACUGCAGCAACCAUUUCCGACCCGGUUAAAGGACCACCUCUAUCAAUUAGAGGUGCUGCCUGUACAGGUGUUGUAUUAUAUGUGCAUUUCAACACAGCAAGUUAUACACCUGAUUAUUAUCACAACUCAAUGUUUUAACAAGAAAAAUGAGGGGAGGCAGUUUUUCUUUCUUUCUUUUCUUAUGGCCGUGCACAGUUUUCCUCUAUGAAAAUAACUAUAGAGGACUUAAUGUAAAUGAUUCUUUGUUAGAUGGGACAAUUAACAAAAUUGCUGUUACCUUCCAUCAGGAUCACUUCUUAGUAGCAGAUAUGCUAAUUGCAUCUUCCCUUUCCCAUGCCUGUAUAUUCUUUAGUCUUGUUUUAUAUCUCUCUUCAUCUUAUUAUGCUACUCCUUUGGAUGAA